Molecule: messenger RNA, 10984 nt
Organism: Calypte anna (Anna's hummingbird)
Lineage: Eukaryota; Metazoa; Chordata; Aves; Apodiformes; Trochilidae
Gene: SPECC1L
Product: sperm antigen with calponin homology and coiled-coil domains 1 like
Exons: 16
Coding region: 367-3729 (1120 amino acids)
Biological process (GO): actin cytoskeleton organization
Cellular component (GO): microtubule organizing center; filamentous actin
Molecular function (GO): protein binding
Source: RefSeq, a predicted model, not a curated record
GCCGCGCGCCCCCUCAGCCGAACGCGGCGCUGACAGCCGCCUCGCGCCCCCUCAGCUGCCCCCGCGCUGCUCAGAGCCGCUCGCCCGCCCGUGGACGGCAUCCUGCCCCCUUCCCCUCCUUUCCCUCCCCUUCUUUUCCCUUCCUUUCCCUGCCGUGCCAUUCCCCGCGGGCUGAGCGCGUUGCGUCGUCCCUGUCACCCAUUUUGUGACUGUCCCUUCCCGGCGCUGCCGGCGGGAGCCGCCUCGGGGUGCCCCGGGGCAUGCCGGCUCGGCCCUCUGCCUGCGAGGCCGUGAGGUAACGGAGGGCUUCGCGGUUCCCGGCUAGCGGGAUUUGUUUGUAAAUGUAUCAUAAACAGACAGCCCAGAAUGAAGAAAGCAAGCAGGAGUGUUGGCUCAGUGCCCAAAGUGCCUGGAGUAAAUAAAACUCAAACAACUGAAAAAGCCAAACCAGAAAACAGCUCCUCAGUGUCUACAGUAACAAAACUCUCCAAAACCGGGACAUCAGCCUCUCUUUUGAAGACUAAGAGUAACGAUGACCUCUUAGCAGGGAUGGCUGGUGGUGGUGGAGUGACAAUGACCAAUGGUGUCAAGGCAAAGAAGAGCACUUGUGUAUCAACAUCAUCUUCAGCUUCAGGGACGACCAUGAACAGUCUGGAAAAUAAACCUAAAACUAUUGCAGGUACAAGUUCCACAGCUAAGCGUGGCACUUCUUCUGGAAAUAAAGAGUCAAGCUCUUCUAGAGAAAGAAUUCGCGAUCGUUCUCGUUUAAGCCAGAGCAAGAAGCUGCCUCUGGCUGGGCAGGGGCCCAACGACGCGGUGCUGGCAAAGCGCUCCCGUAGCCGCACCAAUCCAGAAUCAGACAUCCGGAUGAGCAAGUCCAAAUCAGACAAUCAGAUCAGUGACAAAGCUGCCUUGGAAGCAAAGGUGAAUGAUCUCCUGACAUUGGCGAAAACUAAAGAUGUGGAAAUCCUGCACCUGAGGAAUGAACUAAGAGAUAUGCGUGCUCAGCUGGGACUUAACGAAGAUCAACAGGAAGGUGAUGAAAAAUCUGAGGAAAAAGAGGCCAUCAUUGUCCAUCAGCCAACUGAUGUAGAGUCUACGUUGCUGCAGUUGCAGGAACAAAACACUGCCAUCCGAGAAGAGCUCAACCAACUGAAGAAUGAGAAUCGAAUGUUAAAAGACAGACUGAAUGCAUUAGGCUUUUCUUUGGAACAAAGGCUGGAUAACUCUGAAAAACUCUUUGGCUAUCAGUCUUUGAGUCCAGAGAUUACAGCUGGCAACCACAGUGAUGGGGGUGGUACUCUGACAUCUUCAGUGGAAGGUUCUGCUCCUGGAUCAAUGGAAGACUUGUUAAGUCAAGAUGAAAACACUUUGAUGGACAACCAACAUAGUAAUUCCAUGGAUAAUUUAGACAGUGAGUGCAGUGAAGUUUAUCAACCACUGACAUCAAGUGAUGAUGCUUUAGAUGCUCCAUCAUCUUCGGAAUCUGAAGGUGUACCAAGCAUAGAAAGAUCUAGGAAGGGGAGCAGUGGCAAUGCAAGUGAAGUGUCAGUAGCAUGUCUGACAGAACGGAUACAUCAGAUGGAGGAGAAUCAGCACAGUACAGCUGAAGAACUCCAAGCCACACUUCAAGAGCUUGCAGAUCUGCAACAAAUAACACAAGAGCUAAACAGUGAGAAUGAAAGACUUGGAGAGGAAAAAGUAAUCCUUAUGGAAUCUUUGUGCCAGCAAAGUGACAAGUUAGAGCACUUCAGCCGUCAGAUUGAGUAUUUCCGAUCCCUGUUAGAUGAACACCACAUUUCAUAUGUAAUUGAUGAAGACAUGAAAAGUGGUCGCUACAUGGAGCUGGAGCAACGUUACAUGGACCUUGCAGAGAACGCUCGGUUUGAGCGAGAGCAGCUGCUAGGUGUUCAGCAGCACUUGAGUAACACUUUGAAGAUGGCAGAACAAGACAACAAGGAGGCCCAAGAAAUGAUAGGGGCCUUAAAAGAACGAAAUCACCACAUGGAACGGAUUAUUGAGUCAGAGCAGAAAAGCAAAACAGCAAUAGCAUCUACCUUGGAGGAGUACAAAGCCACAGUAGCCAGUGACCAGAUUGAGAUGAACAGGCUGAAAGCUCAGUUAGAGCAUGAAAAGCAGAAGGUGGCUGAAUUGUAUUCUAUACACAACUCAGGAGAUAAAUCAGAUAUUCAAGAUUUGCUGGAGAGCGUCAGGCUGGAUAAAGAAAAAGCAGAGACGCUGGCCAGUAGUCUGCAAGAGGAGCUGGCACACACCCGUAAUGAUGCCAAUCGACUGCAAGAUGCCAUUGCUAAGGUUGAAGAUGAAUACAGAGUGUUCCAAGAAGAAGCCAAGAAACAAAUUGAGGACCUCAAUGUGACUCUAGAAAAACUUCGGACAGAACUAGAUGAAAAAGAGACUGAGAGAAGUGACAUGAAGGAAACUAUCUUUGAGUUGGAGGAUGAAGUAGAGCAGCAUCGUGCUGUGAAGCUUCAUGACAAUCUCAUCAUAUCUGAUUUGGAGAAUACGGUUAAAAAACUUCAGGACCAAAAGCAUGACAUGGAAAGAGAGAUAAAGAAUCUUCACAGGAGACUCCGGGAGGAGUCAGCAGAAUGGAGGCAGUUCCAGGCUGAUCUACAGACUGCAGUGGUUAUAGCAAAUGAUAUCAAAUCUGAGGCCCAGGAAGAGAUAGGAGACCUGAAGCGUAGAUUACAUGAGGCUCAGGAGAAAAAUGAGAAGCUCACUAAAGAGUUGGAGGAAAUAAAGUCACGCAAGCAGGAAGAGGAACGUGGUCGAGUGUACAAUUACAUGAAUGCUGUAGAGAGAGAUCUGGCAGCUCUGAGACAAGGAAUGGGUUUGAGUCGCAGAUCCUCCACGUCCUCAGAGCCAACUCCUACUGUAAAAACACUGAUCAAGUCAUUUGACAGUGCCUCCCAAGUUCCAAGCCCUGCUGCUGCCACCAUUCCUCGCACUCCCCUGAGCCCAAGUCCCAUGAAAACUCCCCCAGCUGCUGCUGUGUCCCCUAUGCAGAGGCAUUCUAUAAGUGGACCAAUUUCAGCUUCAAAACCUCUUGCUGCACUGACAGACAAAAGACCAAGCUAUGCUGAAAUCCCUGUUCAAGAACACUUGCUGAGAACAUCUUCCACCAGCAGGCCAGCAUCUUUACCAAGAGUACCUGCUAUGGAAAGUGCCAAAUCUAUUUCUGUGUCUCGAAGAAGUAGUGAAGAAAUCAAACGGGAUAUUAGUGCACCUGAUGGAGCAUCUCCAGCAUCUCUCAUGGCAAUGGGUACCACCUCACCUCAGUUGUCACUCUCAUCCUCUCCAACAGCAUCAGUCACUCCUACAGCCAGAAGUCGAAUAAGAGAAGAGAGGAAAGAUCCCUUGUCUGCCCUAGCAAGAGAAUAUGGAGGAUCCAAGAGAAAUGCCUUGCUGAAGUGGUGCCAGAAAAAAACAGAAGGAUAUCAGAAUAUCGACAUAACAAACUUCAGCAGUAGCUGGAAUGAUGGCUUGGCUUUCUGUGCAGUCCUCCAUACUUACCUCCCAGCCCAUAUUCCCUAUCAGGAACUAAACAGCCAGGACAAGAGAAGAAAUUUCACUUUGGCUUUUCAGGCAGCUGAAAGUGUUGGUAUCAAAUCUACUCUGGACAUCAAUGAAAUGGUGAGAACUGAGCGUCCAGACUGGCAAAAUGUCAUGCUGUAUGUUACAGCAAUUUACAAAUACUUUGAAACCUGAGGCCCUAGUAACUCAGCAGAUCCAUGGGAUAGAACCAACAUGAGGAAACCAACAGAUGGAAAUCUUACAGAAAUGCUGAUCCCCAUUUCACUGAAAACUGGCAACAUUUUUGAGUCCUCUCAAACUUCAGUGUCACUACCCUGGAUUGCCUCAGAUUGCUUCAGCUACUAAGCCUGAAAAUAACUGUUUCAAAGCAAGAACUUGUUGCCACAGUGCUUGGAAUAACCCAAGUUAUUAAGCUAUUCUGAUUAAUUAUGUAGCCUAAAGAGCCUGGACUAUCUACAUGCUGCCUUUCCAGCCAGACUUCCUGAAGCUUUCUUUCCUAGGAGAGCAAGAUGAAUGAAUCCUGUAGCAUAUAGGAAACUGAAUGUGCAGCUAAAGCUUUGAGAAGGAAAAGGAUAACAUGGCAUCAUAUUACUGAACUUCCUGUAGCAUCUCAACACCACAGUCUGAAUAUUCUACCCACAGCAUUUGGUACCCCAAUACAGAAGAGUUCUUAAUGGUAAUUUAGUUACUGCCUUUACAGGUAUUUUCACUCCUUCAAAAUAUGCACAAUAUUCUAGGAAAACAAGCUUUUCUUCCAUAAUGGCAAAUUGAGUGGGGAAGUGCUCUCAAUACCUCAAACUUUGGCACAGAACUCUUCAUUCUAAAGCUUCAUUAUAAGCCUACCUCUGUCACAGUGAUGUGGCUUCCAACUUUAACUUACAGAUUGUAAAGACUGACACACACAGCUCCUGGUUUUCAGGGUAUGCUGUACUUCAAGGAAUCUGUUCCAACUCCCUGUGCUUCCACUACAACAGAAAUGAGUCAAUAAUCAACCCUUGCAUGGUUUUUUUUUUUCCCCACCCCUCUUCCUUCCUUGCCUGUAUAGCACACACAGCUACCCCAGGCUUUACUCUGCAGCAAUACAGACAUAUGUCAUGGAUUCCUGUGGUAGAAUUUUGGAACUGGGAUAGCAUUUCCUCUGCAGAGAAGAUAUUUUCAAUAAGAUGUAAUAAUGAAGUAGUUUGUCUCAAAAUCCAGCUCUGCCAUGUUUUCUGUGUGUUUUUCAUUGAUCUUGCACAUCCUCAUCUGACUGACGGGAGGUGAGAAGUUCUCUGACAAGAACUAUGGAGGAACUGAUGCAAUGUGUGUACACCCAGUAGUCUUGAAUAUUGUGUGGAAAUGACUCACUGUCACAAGGAAGUAACUGAGAAACUUUUAAUCUACUCAACUUCUAUUUUCCUAAACUUCGUGUACCUGAAUUCAUGUCUUGGGCAAAUGAGUUCAAGUAAGUGCCUUAGUGAUCAUUGAAUUGAUACAUCCUGGCACUUCAGGGCCUCCUGCAGAAUGUUGAUGGUUCAGAAUGGUUUCAUAUAUCCAUUUGUCAUAAACUGUUGUAAUCUCAUUUGUCAAAUCAAGGGAAGAGUUCACCUUAGCAGUGCUUCUGCCUCUUGUUUCCCUGAAUACUGAUCAGCAGUUAAGCUGCAGUUGAGCAUCUCUCAUUAAUGGUAAGCAGAAGCCUAUUUUAAAGCAGAGUUCAGUAACAACUGCUAUUUAUAAGCACAUGCUCUUUCAACACAGUAGCCCUGCUAUAAAGAAAAUGAAUCUGCCAUUCCUAUGGUGCUCUUAUGACUGUUAAGGACAGUUUGAAUGUCAUAGAUGUUAACCCAGUGAAUGCAACUGUGCUUGGCAUCUGUGAAACUUCAUCAUGGUAUAAAAGCACAGAUUUAAUGCAAAAUUAUUGCCAAAUACAAAACCUGUCAUCUGAAGAACAUAGCUCACGUGAAGAGUAAUAUAAUAUAAUCAGCAUGUCUUUAGCAGCUACUAUUAUAUAAAAAUACAAGCUUUCACUAAUAUGUGCCUGUGAGGAUUACAAAAAUUUGGAAAACAACUACUUAAUCCAUGCUGAGAGCCUUCAGAGAAGUUUGUAGAGCAGCAGUGUCUCAUACAUCCUUACAGUUCUUUAGAACCCUAAAAGUAGCUAGGUACUCUCAGAUUACUAAUUGGUGCAUUUGAAGAGCUAUGUAAUCUGAAGACAAUUGUUGCAAGAGAAGCUUUGAGUGAAAAAUCAUUAACAGAGUUUAAUAAAGUCUGAAGUACAAUUUCCUCUUCUAUAGAUUUCUUUAAAAAUUUUAUUACUCAUAUCUUCAAGCAAGUUUUAAUAAGAAUAGUCUUACUGGGAAUACACGUUAUUGCUGUCUCAUAUUCAUCUCUUGCUAUUAAAUUCCAAGUUUUGCCAAUUUAUGUUUUAAAAAAACACCUAUUCAUCCUCUGAACAGACAUUGGUUUUAUGAUUGUCUUAUUCAGUGCUUUAGAUUUUAAGAUAAUAUUUUUCUAGAGAAGUGGAUAGUAUUUCUUGGUCUAAAUUCACUCAUGACCUAUUUUGUUAAGGUAAUUUGAGCUUUAAGCUGUUUCUUUUUUUUUUCUGUCCAGUGGUCAACUUCAUUUACAAUGUUCUAUUAGUCCUUAACUGAAACAACACCAAUAGUAUAAUGUUUCCUAGAAGAGGAAAUCAUAUUCUCUAGAUAUUUUCUGUUCAAAAGAUCAGCUGCUACUCUUCAGAGAGAGAGAGGAAAUUUAUUAGUAACUAUCAAAAUGAUCUUAUUUUGAACUUCAGAGCUCUGUAAACUUCUUGGUGUGACCUGUCUGAUAAACCUCUGCUGAAUGCUUAUCUGUAAAAGAAUAUUGGGCUCCAUGAAGAGUUUUUUAAUAAUGCUGUGUCUGCGCUUUUACAUAUAAGAUGCUGCUCAGGUGUCUGAGUGGAGGUAACGAAGCAAUGGAAGCUCUAACCACACAUCUAACCUCUCUACAAAAUGUGUUUUCUGAAGGUUCAAACAGCAUUACAUUUUUCAAGAGUAAGUCUACCAGUAGCCCUCCAGGAUGUGGAUGUUACUGUUCUGUUUGGUUCCUGCUCACAGUUAAUCUUGGAACAACCUUGGUUUUUGCACCUAUGAAGUACAAGUUUAUGCUGGUUUGCUUUCCUUUUUAAUCCAGAAAAUAUUCUUGAAUGUACUAAAAAAAAUUAUUAAUAUUUUAUCAUCAAUUUAUAUUACUACAUUUUAAUAUGUGCCUUGCAAAUGCCUGUGCUGUAAUAUAUCAGGGUUACUCAUUGCCAUCUGUAGGGGUGGGGCUGACAACAAAACGGAGCUGUUGAACACAUUGAUGCAGAUGCACCUACAUCAGCUGCUGGAUCUUGUUUACCAAAACACUUCCAUAGAUGAGAGAGCACAUUUUAGAGCCAUAUGUGUAUUUGAUUUGGCUGAUGCUGUUGUCAUCCUGAUGCAAGAUCAUCUGCAAUGAGCUGUAUGAACAGUUGUGAGGUUUUAUUUAUCAAAAAAAUAAGAGAUGGAAGGAAAAUUUAAUUUUGGUUAACCAGGAAAAUGCUGUCACAGAGUUUUGGUAUGAAGUAUCUAACAGUAACAGAACGAGGGUGACUUCAGUACACACUACUUGAUUUGGCUUCCACUUGGUUUUGUUUGAUACAGCUUGAUCUGGUUGUCUUGUAUAUUGAAACAGAAACACUGGCUUAGGGGCACCUUAACUUGCCAGAACUGAGUGAAUUCUGCUUUGAUGCAUUGUAUAAAUCCACCUGCAGCUGUUGUGCUCUGGUUUUACAUGUAUAAUGAGAAGUAGCUUUGUCCCUUACUUUAAUGAUGCAGUGCAGUGGUUUAAACUGCUGAGGAUCUGCCUUAAGAAUUUUGUAGCUGUUACAAGAUUUUCCCAUUUGAAUUUCAUUUCUGUUAAGGAUCUCUGUGUGAAGUUCUGAUUUGUUUUUUUUUCAGUUUCCUGAUUCAACACUUCAGCUGUUUGGAUUCUGUUGCAAUUUUACAUCACAAAAAAAUUACUUUUACUCAGUUAUCUGUGUUUUUGUACAGUUUUUAACCAUGGUGCAAAUUUUAUUAUAGCCUGGUUUUAAACAAGACUAUUUGGGAAGUCUGAGGUACAGAGAAUUUUGGGGUGGUUUUCUUAGUUUCUGUUCUGCUUGUGACUGGUUUAGUUACACUGUCUGGUUUUCAGGUGCUUUCACAGAAUGGCAGAAUGUGACAGAAUCUUCCAAAGCUGCCUCCUCUGGGUGGCUGGCAUGAAACUAUGCAUAGGCUAAAGUUAAGCCUUUAAAACUGUGUUUGUGAUGCAUGUAGUGAGUUCACUUCUUAUUUGGCUCUUGAAACUAAUGCAGUCACAGCUUAUCUACAGGUUACCCUGAGCAGGAGCCAUUUAGAGGCAGAGUUCUCCUGGGAAGAAAUCCAUUUGUACACCUUUACACUAUUUUUUCCUGUUGUAAUACUCUUGCUGAGAUGGCCUAAGAAAGGGAUUUUUAAAUAGUAGUAUUCAUGUACAGACUGAUGUAACUAUAUAGUUUGUUUGUGGUCCUUCCCAUGCCUUGGUAAAUAUUUAUUUGUGUCAUUUUUAUGUUCUGCCAAGCUCUAUUUCUGCAGUUUCUUUCUUCAAGCUAGCAUUAGUGUCUGAAAACUCAGUAAUAUUAAUCAGUUUGAGAGUUGGUGUGGUGAGAAGGGGCAUUACAGUGUGGCUGCCAUCCAGGAGUUCUGGACAUGCCAUGGUGCUUUCCCAAGUGGGUGAGUUUAACAAAAUGUGUUAGAGCUGCUUAAGUCUCCCAUGAAUUCCUUAUCUGCCAUUUAGCCUGCAUCGCCCCAGGGUGUCCAUCAGGUGUUCUUGCCCCCAAAUUAUCAGCUUGAUAAAUGAGUUAAAGGUUCAUAGACAUCUCUUAAUUACCUAAUUAUCCCUCUUUAGAAAGAUAUUGGUAAUAGUGUUUCUGCUUUCAAAGGAGAGUGGCUGGAUGAGUUUUAAAUUACUGUCUGGCUUGCUGAGCAUUCCCAGUCCUUCAUUCAUGGAAGUUUUUUCUGUUGUGUUCCCUGUGAUUUCAGUAUCAGUGUUAGAGUACACUUUGUAAUUGUCAAAGCCAAGAUGUUAAGCAUCUGGAAUAUGUAGCAAGUAUGCUUUGGUAAUUAAUGCUAAAUAACUUUAAGGUUUGUGCAGUUCUGAUUUCUCUUAGUGCUGAGAUGAGUGUCUUUUUUUUUUUCCUGAUGUGUAUUUGUGCUUGUCACUUUCUGGCAUACAACACUCUUGAACUCAGUUUGACAAGGCCACUAUGAUAACCUCCAUAAAUACAUUCAUUCUGUGAAAAUAGGAUUAUUUCCUUGCAGGAAAACUUCAGUAAAAUCUGUGAAUACCAAAUGUUGUCCUUCUAGCUGACAUUUUUCUUUUACUGGGAAUAUUUCUUACCCUUAGACAACUGUGUCUGCCAGAGUUGCACAUAAAGUUCCCAUCAGUUGCUGCAGGACCUGUGGAUGCAGAGCAAUAGGGUAAACUUUUGGCAGAAUAUUAUGGCAGCCUGAUGUGAUUAAGGUGGUUUCAUUUUAAUCCCCUAUUUUCAGGGGGUUUCAGUUUAGCCAAAAUCACUUAGUUAAAGCUGAAACGUGGCACACUUGGUCUCCACUGGGAAGUAUGCUUCUGUUUUAAUAAUGUUUUUAUGAGAUUGUAUUUAUGGAAACUGAAAGAAAAAUGUCAUGAAGCUAGUUUUGUUGCACUUUUCUAAGGCUUUUGUAUUUUGCAUAGAGUUCUAGAAUCUGAACAAGUUGUUUGGGGAAGUCAAAGCUUAAAAAUUACCCUUACCCAGCAUAUCAAUGUAUUACAUGUAUUUUCAUUCUAGUGCUAUACCUAUUAUUUUAAUGGCAUGUAACUGGUGUAUUUAUAAGGUAGUUAGGAAGCCCACUGGACAUUAAAGCUGCAGUCCUGGUUCCACAGUUCAUCAGCUGACCUGUUUUGACAGUAAUGGAAUAGUCAAUUUUUGUUUCUGAAGUCUACUUCAACAAAUGGGGAGAAAGAGGCUCUUUUUUUGUUCCAUUGUUGAAAUUUCUCUGGGGGCUUUUACUGUUUCCCAGUUACUGAAAAUGUUCCAUUAGGAUAAUUGCUUGGGAAUCAGCUCAGUAAAGAGAGCACAAGUACAUGUAACAUACUCAAGUAAUUAAUCCUUGUAACUUACAACAUUUCAGUUUGUUAGAAACUUUUGGGCUUGCUUAUUUUGUAACUUCAAUUUUACUAUUUUUAAGUAGCACUUUUACACAUAUCUGAAGGGGUGGUUUUUUGUUUUUGUUUGAGGUUUUUUUUUUGUUUUUUUUUUUUUUGUAUGUUAUUUAAUGGAAAGAAGAUAUAACACUAGUAAGCAAAGCAUAGACUAGUUAGCCUCCAGAUUUUAAGUUCACUUAAGGUCAGUAAUGAUCAAGAGUUGUUCAAUGUGUCCAAAAUACAUCAGUGAUCCCAUCUAAUAUUGUACAACUCUGCAGAUCAAAGUCUGAAGGGCAUUAACUGGUAUCCUCCAACUCUUGUGGGGGUACUUUCACUUCAGGUGUGAGGCAGGAUUGGCAACAGUGUGAUGAAUUUUGGACUUCAUGAAAGAACAGAAUUUUAUUGCUGUGUCAGUCUGAGUUCACAGCACUGUAUUGGGUAAGGACUAACCUUGUUUGAGAUGACACUGCAGCCAGUACUAAUAUCUCCUCAAUAGCUAAUUUAAAGUUUAUUUUCAUAGCUUUUAAGGAUGUUGUGAAAAACAGUGAUUCUAAAAAGCUCUUCUCGUGCACCCAUCUUUUUUCAUUUGUGUUGGUUUUCUACUGCCUAGAAACACAAGUGUUAGACUGACCUAACAGUACAUGUAUGGGUUUAGUAAUUCUUGCUCUAGACAACAAGCACUUUUCUCCUUUACAGAACACACCAUUGAUACAUAUAGACAUUUUACAUAUAGAGAGAGGUUUUACAUAAAUACACACAUAUAUACACACACACAUAUAUAUGUGCACACACAUACAUGAGCAUGUGUGUAGAUAUAUGCACAUGUGCAGGUUCUUAAUAAUACUGAACAUGUUUCAAGAAGUGCUUGCAUCUUGAAUACUGAGGGUGGUGAAUUAGCAGAUACAUUUAAAAUGUAAAGAGGAAGAAAACAUUUUGUUUCCAUCUGAUUAAAGGUGAGAAAUACAGGUUUGAGGAAAUUUGGAUGUAUGUUCAAGUUGUAUUCCCCCCUGUUUCUGGUUUGAAAGGCACAAGCUGUUAAUUGGAACUUAAAAGGUGAGCAAGCAUAAUUUUAGCUAAACCUUUUAGAGGACCAAUAUGCUUCUAGUUUGCAAGGACCACUAAAGAUCUGGGCAUUUACUUUUUCCAUAAUGUAUUCUGUAUGAGUAUUUAGUAUGUAUGCCUUCAAUUUGCCAAUGUUGCCAUGUUUUCUUGUUAAUUAUUCAUGAAAUAAAAAUUGCAAUCAGCAAAA